CAAAUUACGUCUAUUCUCUUUCUUCCUUCAGGUCUUGGGAGAACUGGUGUCCUUAUAGCCUGUUACCUCGUCUACUCCCUCCGCAUCAGAGCCAACGACGCCAUCCGCCUCGUGCGCAAGAAGAGACCCAAGUCAGUGCAGACCUCCGGCCAGAUCCUCUGCGUACAGCAAUUUGAACACUACAUGCUGCCGCAGACUAUUGUGUUUAGUUCCAAAGAAACCCUGAACUUGACGAAAGAUAAGAAAACAUCAGAAUUCACGCUGAAACAGUAUCUGUACCGACAAAGGGCCACUUUGCAUGGCCUUGAAGAGAGAGCUUUUAGAGAACUGCCAAAGAUAGUGUACUGCCUCUGUGAGCGUCUCCUGAAGCUGUGUGGUUGUCAGCAGAGCGUAGGCAUGGACUUCCGUAUCAAGAACAAGCCUUUCUACAAAUCCUUCAUGGUGUACAAACUGAGGAAGACGAAGCCUCCAGACCCUACCACUCCGGAGGAAGCUGCUACUGAACUUGACCAGGUAACAGCUCUGCCGAUGGUGGAAUGGCGUGAUCCAGUUGAGGAAGAUAUCGAGAGGAAUCUAGAGUCAGUCAGCAGGAUAACUGGCACUGCUAACAAUGGCAGCAUACCAGCAUUGCAGAUACAUGAGGCAUUCACAGUAGACCACCACAGUCUUCCAGAAGAGAGGCAGAAGUAUUUGAAGCAGUUGAGAAAUGAUAUCAACCAGCAGAGGGACGCAUUUGAUAAGAUCAACGUUGAGGAGGAUCCCACAAUUCUGACUGGUCUACUGUUCGAAUGGCUGGAAGGUCUAAAGCAGCCGGUGCUGGAUCGAGAGGACCUGUCCCUUAUCGUUGGAAGAGCGUACAACGUGGAAUCCUGUGCGCUUGCUUUGACGAUGGAGGAUAUAAUGCUAGUGGAGUAUCUCCUUCGCUUCGUAACCCGUCUCCGUCCGCUUGCUGCCAACAAGAAGGUGGAUAUCCUCAAACGUCUGCUGGCCUCACUCACGCAUCAGACUGUUAGCGUCAACGGACGAUGUCUUCCUACGCGAAAGGACUUCCAGAGACUCCGAGAUGGAACAUGCAGUCAGGUGAUCAACUUCAUGCUGCGUAUGAUUGUGGAACUGCAGAAAGACAUGGUGAAACCAGGCAGGGACGAUGCCGACGUCGUCGUACCUCAACGGAGAUUCAGAAUAAAAGCUUGGAAAUAA
Molecule: messenger RNA, 1200 nt
Organism: Spodoptera exigua (beet armyworm)
Lineage: Eukaryota; Metazoa; Arthropoda; Insecta; Lepidoptera; Noctuidae
Source: the annotation of a GenBank genome assembly